UGGAAACCUGGCUCCGGAAUCAUUCAUCAGAUCAUCUUGGAGAAUUACGCUUUUCCGGGACUGCUGAUGAUCGGUACCGACUCUCACACUCCGAAUGGGGGUGGAUUGGGAGGUUUGUGCAUUGGAGUUGGCGGAGCAGACGCAGUUGACGUUAUGGCAAAUAUUCCUUGGGAGCUCAAGUGCCCAAAAGUCAUUGGAGUGAACCUCACCGGGAGUCUGAGCGGUUGGACGUCUGCCAAAGAUGUCAUUCUUAAAGUAGCCGGUAUCCUCACGGUGAAGGGUGGAACCGGUGCCAUUGUGGAAUAUUUCGGACCAGGCGUGGAUUCGAUUUCUUGCACAGGUGAGUUUGUCAGCUGCUUGCAUCAGUUGGUUGGUCCAAAAGUUGGAGAAAAUCUUCAG
Notodromas monacha is the source of this 399-nucleotide messenger RNA. NCBI's taxonomy places the organism in Eukaryota, Metazoa, Arthropoda, Ostracoda, Podocopida, Cyprididae. The record is from the annotation of a GenBank genome assembly.